AGAAGCUCCUUCACCGGGUAACGGGCUGCUCUGACCCGGGAACAGAAGCUCCUUCACCGGGUAACGGGCUGCUCUGACCCGGGAACAGAAGCUCCUUCACCGGGUAACGGGCUGCUCUGACCCGGGAACAGAAGCUCCUUCACCGGGUAACGGGCUGCUCUGACCCGGGAACAGAAGCUCCUUCACCGGGUAACGGGCUGCUCUGACCCGGGAACAGAAGCUCCUUCACCGGGUAACGGGCUGCUCUGACCCGGGAACAGAAGCUCCUUCACCGGGUAACGGGCUGCUCUGACCCGGGAACAGAAGCUCCUUCACCGGGUAACGGGCUGCUCUGACCCGGUGCUGCCGGACAGCUGCCGUUUACCGGCUAAAUACGUCAUCAGCACAUCCGCAGUACCUGGACCUUCAGAACCGGCCCGUCAGCUCUCAUGGCCUCUCAGAACAUGGAUCCUGCAGCGGCAGCAGCUUCCUCCGCGGCUGCUCUGAAGGGCAGCGAGAGCGGCGGUAGCGCGGCCCGAGGCUCGGUCUCCAAACGGUUACAGCAGGAACUCAUGACUCUGAUGAUGUCAGGUGAUAAGGGGAUUUCAGCGUUUCCAGAAUCAGAUAAUCUUUUCAAAUGGAUCGGAACCAUCGAUGGAGCUCAGGGGACGGUGUAUGAUGGGCUCAGGUACCGGCUGUCUCUGGACUUCCCAGCUGGUUAUCCGUACCAAGCUCCCCGUGUGAAGUUUGUGACGCCGUGUUUUCAUCCUAACGUGGACGAGCAGGGAUUCAUCUGCCUCGACAUCCUGAAGGACAAGUGGUCGGCGCUGUACGACGUCCGCUCCAUCCUGCUGUCCAUCCAGAGCCUGCUGGGAGAGCCGAAUAACGAGAGUCCUCUGAACACGGCUGCUGCUGAACUAUGGGAUGACCAGGAAGCCUUCAAAGCUCAUCUACACUCGACCUUCCAGAAGUGAAGCAGCUCAUUUAUUUUUUAUUUUUAUUUUUUUUUCUUCUGUGGUUUGUUGUCCUGUUUUGUGAAUAUUUUUAUGUUUGUUCAUCCUGAUGUAUCAAUAAAGUUCUUAAUUCAACACA
Larimichthys crocea (large yellow croaker) is the source of this 1071-nucleotide messenger RNA. Its product is annotated as ubiquitin-conjugating enzyme E2C. The transcript has 7 exons. Bases 429 to 953 code for a protein of 174 amino acids. The record is from RefSeq and is a predicted model, not a curated record. NCBI's taxonomy places the organism in Eukaryota, Metazoa, Chordata, Actinopteri, Sciaenidae.